CUUUUGCAAGUCCUCAUUUACCAUGGCCUCUUUCCUACUGCUCCCUCCCAACCACGCAUGGCCAUUUCCACAGACCUACUCACAUUCUAUUGUGCUUUGUUUGAGCGUUCAUGUGACGCUAUCCAUGCGCUUGCCCAUGCCCUAAAGACCCAUUAU
Messenger RNA from Suillus bovinus, 156 nucleotides. RefSeq lists its product as uncharacterized. The transcript has a single exon. The record is from RefSeq and is a predicted model, not a curated record. The annotation marks the transcript as partial. Lineage: Eukaryota; Fungi; Basidiomycota; Agaricomycetes; Boletales; Suillaceae.